CAGCCUUGAAGCUCCCAGCAUUCGGGGCAUUCGGGGAAUUCGGCCCGGCGGCCCCCGCCAAAAAAUAGAAGCUUAAGAAAGUUACUGUACCGUAUGGUACGGCAACUCAAUGACAUAAACCUCCUUAUCAUCUCACAACCGCCAAUCUUCCACCUCAAUCCAACAUCCGCCAUGUCAGCUGCGAUCGAAGCGGGCAUUUUCAGGCCUCCGCGGCCCAAGAAGUCCGUCCUGCCUGCCAUUACUCGAGGAUCGAAAAAGCGCAAAACCGAGCACAAAAUCGAAGAGAUCUCUUUCGAUGAUACCUCACGAGCGGACUACUUGACGGGUUUCCACAAGCGAAAGGUUGCAAGGGCAAAGUUGGCGCAAGCACAGGCGAUCAAGAUGGCACGAGACGAGAAGAUUCAAAUGCGCAAACAAGUCAGUACCUAUUAUCAUGGACAUUUCAUAUAUGGUGGAAUUGAAAUCAAAUUUCUAAUUGUUUGAUGUUAUCUAGUUACGAGAAGAGCGAAAGAAAGAACUGGAAGAGCACGUAGAGGCGGUAAACAGGCUACUCAAGGAUGUCGAACAACCUCAAGGAAAAUGGAGCGAUGACGAAGAUGAAACCUGGAAUGGGAUUGAGGAAGAGGCACCGGUGGUUGAGCCAGUAGAUCAUGAGGAGGAGUACGUGGAUGAGGAUCGAUACACAGUUGUCACAGUCGAGGAGGUUGACGUAUCCAAGGAGGGUCUUUCCAAAGUUGCAGAGCAAGAUGGGAGCGAUAAUGACGAGGAGGUACCGAAAUUGGUUGAAACUGAAGAAAAGGGCAAGAAGGUAUGGCCAAAGAAACCUAGAAAGCAGAAGUUUAGGUAUGAAACCAAGACGGAACGCAAGGCUUCGAGGGGCAAGCAGAAAGCUGGGAACAAGGCAAAGGCAGAUGCUCGCAGAGGUAAUGGAUGA
Messenger RNA from Hymenoscyphus albidus, 934 nucleotides. Lineage: Eukaryota; Fungi; Ascomycota; Leotiomycetes; Helotiales; Helotiaceae. The record is from the annotation of a GenBank genome assembly.